CUUGACCCGUUCCUGACUCCCAUAAAGCAGCUCCCGAUCUUCAAUAUGAAAACGGGCGAGCAAACAAGCGAUUUGGUGACUCUCAACAAUCGCGUCUUCGGCAUGCCUCUCCGCGAAGAUAUUCUGCAGCGAGUCGUUGUAUGGCAGCUCGCAAAGCGUCGCCAAGGAACGCACUGCGUGAAAACGCUGUCCGAAGUGAGCGGGUCGAAUCGCAAGCCGUUCCCUCAGAAAGGAACCGGCCGCGCUCGCCAAGGCCAAAAGCGAGCUCCUCAAAUGCGCGGAGGCUACAAACCGAUGGGACCGCGACCGCGUGAUUACGACUAUCCGCUCCCUAUGAAAGGCAACUCGAUUUUUGUGGUUGUAAAACGCAGUUCGCUCGCUGGGCUUGCGCACGGCGCUGUCGCUCAAGUGGCAGGAGCAGAGCUUAAUCAUCGUGGACUCGUGCGAGCUGGAGAGCGCGAAGACGAAAGCGUUGGAGACCUCGCUGAGCAAAAUAAUCCAGGACGAUUUAGCACUCGUGAUCGACGGGAAUGA
Molecule: messenger RNA, 534 nt
Organism: Blastocystis hominis
Lineage: Eukaryota; Bigyra; Opalinata; Blastocystidae
Exons: 2
Coding region: 46-534 (162 amino acids)
Biological process (GO): translation
Cellular component (GO): ribosome
Molecular function (GO): structural constituent of ribosome
Source: RefSeq, a predicted model, not a curated record